AUGGCCCGCCGCAAGGUCCCCAUGAGGCUCAUCGAGAAGGCGCGGGCGCGCGCCGAGACGCACGCCAGGAGGACCAAGGGGCUGCAGAAGAAGGCGUCGGAGCUCGCCACGCUCUGCGCGGUCCCGGUCGCGCUCGUCUGCUCCGCCGGCAAGGGUGCUCCGCCGCUCGUGUGGGAGUCGGAGGAGGGAGUGCUCGAGAGGUACCGGCGCGCCGUCCCGGCCGAGACCCGCGCGCGGCACACGCACCGGAGCUACAUGGAGACGGAGCUGGGCAAGGAGAGGGCCAAGCUCGCCCGGGUGCGGCACGGCUGCCCCGGCGCGCUCGCGGACUGGGACGCCGCGCUCAACGACAUGACGCUGGAGGAGGCGCGGGGGCUGCUCGAGACCAUCGACGCGGCGCUGCGGGCCACGGGAGACAGGAUGGAGGCGCUGGGCAUACCUGCCGACGGCGGCCACGACCGGCUCGAGGGUUCUUCCCACGACGCCCUCAUGCCGCAGCAGCGCGGGUACGGUGUCGGCAACCCCGUGGACAUGGACGCCGCCGGCUUCCAGCAGCUGCAGAUGGUGCCGUUCCACGCUGGGAACAACGACGGCCUACUCGAGCAAUUCUCAUUGGACGAUCCCUUCGAGACGCAGCCAGGGUGCCGCGGCUUCCAAUGCGUCGGCGGCAACUACUCGGGCGGCGGCGACGCGAUGCUCUCGCCAGGCCUUGCCAAUGCCGACUACAACUACUCGGGUGGCGGCGACGAGAUGCUCACGCUAGGCCUCGCCAAUGCUGACUACAACUACUCAGCCAGCGGCGACAAGAUGCUCGCGCCGGGAUUCGCCAAUGCUGACUACAACUACUCGGCCGGCGGCGACAAGAUGCUCGCGCGGGGCAUCGCCAAUGCUGACUACAACUACUCGGCUGGCGGCGACAAGAUGCUCGCGCAGGGCUUCGCCAAUGCUGACUACAACUACUCGGGCAGCGGCGACGAGAUGCUCGCGCCUGGCUUUGGCAAUGCUGACUACGACUGGACUGAUCUGACCAUGUGGGCCACCGACGAGUUGUGCGAUGCAAUCAUGCCACUUGGGUGCUACCCUGACUUCGCGGACAGUACUCUGCCGGCCGAGUACUCCGCUCAGGUCAUCACCGGCGGGGACUACGUGAACACACCACCAUCUGGCGGGUAUGGGUACCCCAUGGACAUGGGCGUGGGCGACAACUUCAGUAAUCUCGACAGCAACUACAUGGCGCACUGGCAGUUCCAGCGCUUCGACACAAGCAGUCUGUUGUUAGGGGAAAUGCAGUCAUAA
This is a messenger RNA of Triticum turgidum subsp. durum (durum wheat), 1296 nucleotides long. The record is from the annotation of a GenBank genome assembly. Lineage: Eukaryota; Viridiplantae; Streptophyta; Magnoliopsida; Poales; Poaceae.